AACAUAAAGGCUAAAACCCUGACGUUAAACUAUUUGAGCUUCUGGUUGUCAGUGUGCGCUCUUCUCCCAACGAGACAGUAGAGGGUGUAGCUCCAUCCAGAAAAUGGCGCAAUUGAAGGCAGUGUCACCGCCGUGUUCAUCAAUCAAUCUUGCUCAUCUUGGCCCAAAGACUGGGUCUUGGUUGUAUAAUAAUAAAGUAUCUUGGCCAAGAAAGGUGCAUUCAUUGCAACAGUUUGGGUCAAGCGCAAGUGAACUUCAUGGUCAUGCAUUUGUUAGCAAUAAUCGCAAUGUCACCCAAGUUUGUGACAAGAAAGUCAUUCAAGCAGUUCUUUCAAGUGAUAAAGAGGUGGAAGUUUCCUCAGCUAAAAAUGGAGGCCUGCGUGGCAAGUUGAAUAAGGUUGUUUUAGCUUAUAGUGGUGGCUUGGACACAUCAGUCAUUGUUCCGUGGCUAAGGGAGAAUUAUGGUUGCGAGGUUGUCUGCUUCACUGCCGAUGUUGGUCAAGGCAUUGGAGAACUGGAAGGUUUAGAAGAAAAGGCCAAAGCUAGUGGAGCUUGUCAGUUAGUGGUGAAGGACUUGAAGGAGGAAUUUGUGAGAGACUACAUAUUUCCUUGUUUGCGAGCUGGUGCAAUUUAUGAAAGAAAAUACUUGUUGGGAACCUCAAUGGCACGCCCGGUUAUUGCAAAGGCUAUGGUGGAUGUUGCCAAAGAAGUUGGGGCUGACGCUGUCUCUCAUGGAUGCACAGGGAAAGGAAAUGAUCAGGUCCGCUUUGAGCUUACAUUCUUUGCUUUAAAUCCUGAGCUGAAUGUUGUGGCUCCAUGGAGGGAAUGGGAUAUUCAAGGAAGAGAAGAUGCCAUUGAAUAUGCCAAGAAGCAUAAUGUGCCUGUCCCUGUGACGAAAAAAUCCAUAUACAGCAGAGACCGGAACUUGUGGCAUUUGAGCCAUGAGGGAGACAUCUUAGAAGACCCAGCAAAUGAGCCAAAAAAAGAUAUGUACAUGAUGAGUGUUGAUCCAGAAGAUGCACCUGACAAACCUGAACUCGUUGAAAUUGGGAUAGUUAAGGGUCUUCCUGUUUCAGUCAAUGGAAAACAGCUUCCCCCAGCAUCCCUUCUUGCCCAACUAAAUGAGAUCGGUGGGAAACAUGGAAUCGGCCGUAUUGACAUGGUUGAAAACAGGCUUGUCGGUAUGAAAAGUCGUGGAGUUUAUGAAACUCCUGGUGGCACCAUCCUCUUUGCUGCUGCUCGUGAGCUAGAGUCUUUAACACUUGAUCGAGAAACAAUUCAAAUCAAAGAUUCCCUAGCCCUCAAGUAUGCAGAGCUUGUUUAUGCAGGAAGGUGGUUUGACCCACUUCGCGAGUCAAUGGAUGCGUUUAUGGAGAAGAUCACUGAGACCACCACAGGUUCUGUGACUCUCAAGUUAUACAAAGGAUCUGUUUCUGUAACUGGUCGGAAGAGCCCGAACAGUCUGUAUAGGCAAGAUAUCUCUUCAUUUGAGAGUGGACAGAUUUAUGAUCAGGCUGAUGCUGCUGGAUUUAUAAAGCUUUAUGGUCUUCCAAUGAGGGUUAAGGCAAUGCUUGAGAAGGGUAUCUGACGAAAUAGAUUUUUUUUUUCUUUGUAUUGCUAGAUUGAGCCUCUGGAUUUAAGUUUUGACGUCUAUAUCUUGGUUAGAGAUUUAUUUAUUGUAACUUUGGCUUGGUUGGAGAUAAUUAUUUGAAGUUAUUUAGUUGAA
Pistacia vera is the source of this 1726-nucleotide messenger RNA. Its product is annotated as argininosuccinate synthase, chloroplastic-like. Gene Ontology annotation, biological process: L-arginine biosynthetic process; urea cycle. Lineage: Eukaryota; Viridiplantae; Streptophyta; Magnoliopsida; Sapindales; Anacardiaceae. Gene Ontology annotation, cellular component: cytoplasm. The record is from RefSeq and is a predicted model, not a curated record. The transcript is spliced from 10 exons. The coding region runs from base 104 to 1588 and encodes 494 amino acids. Gene Ontology annotation, molecular function: argininosuccinate synthase activity; ATP binding.